AUGAAGAUCAUCACACUCAUUCUUUUAUUCACCUGCAGAUUUUGCAGUUGUGUGGAUCCUCCUGUUCCUAGCGGUAAAGAAGCAGAUGUUAAAAGUGGACCUAAGGAGACUGGACAGAGACAACUACCUCUAGCACUUCCACCAGGUGGUUCACAUGCCAAUAGACACGGUCCUAAUGCUCAAAGGACUCCACUUCCUAGAUCUGGAGGACUCAGUCUGAAUGCUCCAAGAGCUACUUUCCCAGGAGUAAAACCUACUGUCACACAAACUGCAGUUGGAAGGGGUACUACUAAAGUAACCGUAAACUCCAGGCCUAAUACUCAUCCAAACAUUGAGGAUAUUGGCGAGGACCCGGAAGAAGAUUUAAAGCAUGUCAAGGCAUAUCAUGAGAUUAGACAUGAAACUAUCAAUACUACUCCUGAGGUAACUAGUACUACAGUGCCUAAAGAACAACCUUUGGAGCACAAGAUGGACAUGACUUUGGUCACUGUAGGAAAGUCUACUGAGGGCACUCUUUCAGUGGUUACCUAUACAGCCAAGAAAGAUGCUCAUGUGCCCCUACUCCUGCAUGAUAAGAAGCUUGUUUGGAAAAGUAUAGACAGCAUGAAUAACAAGGAUACUCUGGUAAAGGCAACAGUCUACCUUGGAUCUGGCGGACCACUAGCUGCCAACUUGACAUACAAGAGAGUCACGGAAAGCACUACAAAGGAGUACUGUAAACUAGUAAAGGAUAAGUGGACCUUUGUUGACAAAAGUGCUCUUGAAAGGACAUUUGAUGAGGUUGAAAUACCCGGUAAUGCUAAUGCAUCUGCUUAUAGAACAAAGAUAGACUCCACUCUCUUUGACAUACAGGUGGGAAAAUACGAGGGAAUACCAGUAUUAAACUGCACUGCCAAGGAGGGUGUAGAGGUACCAAAACUUGUUUACGAUGGUAAAGUCGUAUGGGAAGCCGAUGAAAGUCAAUCUUGUUCAUCAGCCACCUUCUACUUUGGAAAGUCUGGUAUCAUUGGUGUAUCCUUUACCUAUGACAGUAGAGAAGAGACUCUCCAUGACUGUUUCCGUGUCUUUAGCAACGACGAAUGGGAAGGUGUAAAUGGUGACUAUUAUGAAAAGGUACUUUCUGAGGCCAAGAAUCCAGAAACUUCCAUAGAUACUGCAUCUGAGGAUACUAAAGCCAAGAGCUUCAUUGACACUACCAAGUUUACCGUAGUUAGUGACAUGGAGGAUACAGUCCCAGUCCUAAAAUGCACAGCUGGGAAUGGCGCUUCUAAACUUACCUAUGGAGGUGAUACAAUAUGGACAGGGAAGAAGGAUGUGAUGUGUCUCUCUGCUGUCCUGUAUAUGGAUGGAAAGAAGCCCACUCUUGCGGUACUUGUUACCAGGGAUAAUAAGAACAAGGAAGGAAAAGUCUAUAGAUACCAUGAUGGAAAGCAGUGGAAGAAUGGUAAAGAAGAGGACCACAAGAAGAAUCUGGACGCUUUAAAGACAAAAGCAAAAAAUCAUCCUAUAGCUAAGCAGUCACCUGUUCAACUAACUCCCAAGCAAGGAGUUCAGGCUAAGCCAGGAGAUGCUCCAGUAAAGACAGAUGAGCAGACUCCUCAGAAGAAACCACAAGUGAAUGCACAACCGGCUCCUCCUACCACUAGUAAGUUGCCUACUCAGCCAUCCAAGAGAGCUCCGGUAAAGGAGACACUCCUUGACAUUGGUCGACCAGAUCCACAAAGCUAUAGAUCAUUUGACUAUGCACUGGAUGAUGUUCCAACUAGACUCAUAGUUACAGUGAAGGAACAACCAAACAAGGUAGUACUUGGACAAGAAACUCUAUGGUCUACUGGUGGCACUGGAAGAUGUAACUACUGUACCGUCCACAUGAAGGAUAAUAGGCCAGUGCUAGUCUACAUUUACGGAAGAUCCUUCUCAUUGUACCUACUAAAGACUGAUGGUGGAUGGAAAUCCAUUGACAACUACAGUGAGGAGUUUGCCAAGGUUAGACUUGCCGUACCCUCAACAUCCUCAUUCUCCCUUGACAUCUCUACCAACCAGGAUAGUCCAAACUGCAGAGUCUUUGAUACACCCUUCAAUAAGGUAAAUACUCGUUUCUAUGUUCCAAAGGCUGGAAGGUAUGCCACUAGUGUUUCUCAUGGACAAGCUGUACUAUGGAGGGGAGACAAGGAGAGAGCAAUCCUGGUGAGACUCUACCCAUCUGAUAAUCCUACCUUGUUACACGUGCUCUCUAAAGACACUAAUGGAGCAUUCAAACACAGCUACCUUGUCAAGGGUGCCAAUAAAUGGGAGUCUAUUAAUAAGGACGUUCACGAUAGACUACUCUCUGAAAUCAAGGCUACUGCACCUGGUAAACAUACAGACGUUGGUAGGCUCAGACAAGAACUGAUGGAGUCACAGGCCUCUCUUGAUAAACUGGUAGAGUCCAAGAAAUUUACAGACUGUGAUGGACCAGAGGAUCCUUCCAUUCUUGACAUUGUCCACUAUGAAGAGUCUAAUGCCUAUACAGUUACCAACUGCACACUAGAUGGUUAUCCUACUACAGUCUUUAUUCCUGACAAUGGCAGCAUUAAGAAGGUAGUCUAUGGAAGUCUUACAAUCUGGGAAGGUACUGAAAAGGAGGAAUGUAAGUACCUAAUGGUCCACUACGUCUACAAUAUACCGGCAUUUGCAUACCUUAUAAAAGGGUCAGACAAGGAUAUAGAUUUAUACUUUGCAAACAAGGGAGAUAAGUGGGAGGGAAUCCAAGCAGACUACAUUAGGAAACUUAAUGGACUUCGUAAGGAUAAACCAGAAUCCGGGGAUUACACAAUUAACAUCAAUAAUACUACUAGUAACGAUAAGUGCAGAGUUUAUAGCUACACAAUAGAUGGUAUACUCACAUACUCAUACUAUCCAUAUCCAGAAGUUACAGUGAAGAAGAUAAUGGAAGGAAAUAAGGACGUUUGGAAUGGAACUGGAAAUGAUGGAAAAGCUGAUGCAAGAUGUCUUUACUUGGCAGUCCAUUAUGCUGAUGAUAAACCUGUGUUGGCAUAUUUUGUAACAUUGGAUGGAUAUAAGCUUGAAUAUACAUUUUACAAUAGGGAUGAAAAAGGUAAAUGGUCAAGUUGCUACGAUUAUGUCUAUAAAGACAGGUGGAGUGAACUAAUUAACAAGAAAGAUACAUCAGCUGAGGGUAAAGAAAUAUCAAGUAUGAGACAGGAAAGACUCAAAAAGGUUGCACAUGUUAGAACUCUGGGUAGAGAUUGUAUACUGGAUAUUAAAGAUAUAUCUCUUCACGAGAGAUACAAGAUUAUAAAGGCCUUUAUAAACAGUAUUCCUGCUUUGGUAUACAUUCCUGGACCAACUUUUAACUUAAAGAAAAUUAUUUUAGAUAAUAUUAAGUUUUCCCACAGUCGUCUGGGAGACCAAUUUAAAGGUUUAUCUACAUUUCUGAAGGAUAAUGAACCCUCAAUACUGCAUGUAACGGGAAUUUUUAGCACAAAAUCUUUUGGCACAAGCACUUUCGAUGCAUACAAGUGUAUAGAAGACACAAAACGAGAUUGUCUUCUUGCUGAUGUUAAAGCCUUAGAAUCCUACAAACACUCCAAGUUCAUAUUCUCACUGGAUAUAUCUAGUAGAGGAACUGAUGGAUGCAAAUUUGUAAGCUUCCGUCAUGAUGGUGUUUUAACUCAUUCCCAUAUGGUUAAUGCUGGAUAUACGGCCAAUAUGAUUACUGAUGGAAUUAUAGUACUUUGGAGAGGUGACAAAGGUGAAAAGUGCCUAUAUACCCUUACGAGUUUUCUGGAUGGUAUUCCUAUCCUACUUAACAUGUUUGUGAGACUAUCUGAUGGUACACUUGAACAUUACUACUUCUACAACAAUGGGGAAUGGACAGUUGCUAAUAGUCUGGACUACAAAGCUAUACUGGAGGACCUUAUUGAUACCAUUAAAUCUAGGUUGUCUGAGUCCAUUGACAAAGAUACCAGGGAAGUGCUCACUCUAGAUGUUGCCAAGGUAGACACUAGCAAGUAUACCAUGGAGACUACAAAGUUGAGGGUACUUACCAGCAUAAAGUAUAGUCCACCAGAGAACAGCCGUGUUACCAAGGUUGUCUUUGGCAGUGACUCUCUAUGGCAGACUCUCAAGGCUGGUGUACAGUGUAACUUUGCCGUCAUUACCUAUAGAGGAAUAUCCAUAGAACUUGCUCAACUGUGUAUUAUGGAUGGUUGUGAAAAGUAUAUGCACUUUGAGAUGGAGGAUGGUAGACUAAGUAGCAUUACAGCUGAGGAAUACAAUGAUGCUCUGUCAAGACUAGAUUCUGGAGAUGGUGAAUCUGAUGAAGACUUUGAAUUCAUUCUUUCUACCAUAGAUACUCUUGAUCUCAUGACUCCAGCUGAAGUGGACUUUGAGAUUGAUAGGUUCCAGUUGGAUACCCUCUCUUCUGUAGUCUACCUACCACUACAUAAACAUACCAUUGGCAGAGUAGUACUUGGUAAGGUAUUAUGGACAAGUGGUAAAUCCAAGUGUCUCUAUGUCAGUACAUUCUCCACUGAUGAGUCCAUACAGUUAGUCCAGAUAGUCACUGAUAAUGAGACUAUCCACUUUGGUAGACUGGACAAGGAGCUUGUAAAGGUACCACAGAAUAAGUAUGAUGAACUCUUUGAGAAACUAGGGUACAGGCAAGUUGACCAAACUCCAUUCUAUGUUCCACUUGAGGUACCAGAUACACCCAGCACAAUCUCAUUGGAUGUCUCAAAAGCUCUAGACUCCAGAGUUCAACCUGAAAAUGGAACCUUCAAUGGAGUAUCUUACACUACCUUUUACACAUCAGACAAGGAUAUUAUAGACAGGAUAUCCAGUGGUAAGCUUACCGUAUGGGAACCUGAAGAGGAUGAGGUCUGUGUCUAUGGUCGUUUCUAUCUGGACAAUGGACCCAAGCUUCUCAAGAUCCGUACUGUUGGUGAGGAUGGAAGUAACAUUGUACACCUUGCUUUGGACACUGAUAAAUGGAUAUAUCUCAGUCAGGAUGUAUUCAAUGAUAGACUUAACUUGAUGGUCCUAAAGUUGACUGAACCACUCAAGUUUGCCUUGACUACCACAACUGAUGGAUACUAUGAAUACACUUUUGACUUGAGUAGAUACCACCUAGACUCGAGAUUUAACUCUGGUUUCAUGACAUAUCAAGGUCACAAGUAUGCUGUUUGUACUCCCAAGAAUGGUGUUAUAAAGAAGGUAGUUCAGGGUAACAUUACCAUAUGGACUCCAUCUUCAGAUGACUACUAUGCCAACAUGAUACUCCUCUUAAGGGACACGAAUCUCCACAUUCUUGUACGAUCAUCAUUCGACAUUCCUGCCAUACUAUCCUACCGUCUGAAGAACAAUGUUUGGAAUAUGGUAAACCAUGAAGUUAUUUCUACUGACAUUACUAAGACACUACCGAUCCCAUCCUUCAGAUUUACACUUGACCUAACUGGAAAACAUGACCCAGAGAAGUACAGGGUGUUCAAGAUGGACAUAAAUGGUGUUACUACCACAGUCUUCAUUACCAUCUACGGAUACUACUUUGACAAGGUGGUCUCUGGUAAGGACCUCAUUUGGCAGUCGUCUGAGAAUGAGGAAUGUAGAUAUCUAAUGUUCCAUGACAAGCCUGGAAAAAACCCAUUUAUAACAGUCUUUGUGGACUAUAUGGAUGAAUCCAAGUUCAUGGUCUAUGAGAUGAGGGACAAAUGGACAUUCUCCCACCAGUUACUCGGACCAAAGAAUGACUACAAGACUACUACUCCUACUGUAUUCAACCUAAGUGACAAGACUCAUCGGAAUGUGUACUUCUGUGACAACGUCUUCAAUGGUAUAGUACACAGAGCCUUCUCACCAUUACCUGGCUACCAUGUUCAGGAGGUAAAGGACACUGAGACUACCAUAUGGCAGGCAGAGGAUAAGGAGCAAUGUAUAUUCAUUCUCUCUGUACCAGGUACUGAUAAGAGUAAUACUUCACUACUAAGUCUCUUUGUGAGGAAUGAGGACUACUGUGGUUUCAAACACUUUGAGAAGACUGAUAAGUGGAGACAUAUUGAUGAACGUGGUUAUGACAGGAGACUCAUUGAGAAGAAGCAAGCUAACAAUGUGACUACUACUGUUGCCAUAGCUACUAUACCUCAGUACAAGAAUGCAGUUACUCUUGACACAGCCAAUGUUGACCAUGAUAGGGUUGAUCUCCAUGAAGACUCCUUGAAUGGUGCCAGAUUUCUCUACUCUGCCAAGACAGGGGACUACUUUAAUAGCUUAUCGGACAAUAGCAAGAGUGUUUGGAAGAGUGACAAGGACAAGUGUAUUAGCGUAACCAUUUAUGGAAAGGAGGAAAUGCACUGUCGUCUGGAUGUGCUCUCUUCGGAUGUCGUAACUCCAGUGUACUUUUGCAGAAAAGCUGGCAACUGGUCCUCCACUAAUUACAAUACCUUCCAUGACUGGCUAAGAAACUAUGUCAAGACUCCUAGAAUUAAACUUGAUCUGGAUAACCUAGACGCUAACUUCUUUGAGAGCUUCAGGUAUACUCAGAACGGCUAUGAGAUACUGUAUGGAAGACCGCUACCUGGUUAUGUACUGACUACAGUUGUCGAUGGUUCUACAGAAGUUUGGGAAGCCGGACAUAAUCAAUAUGCUACAGAAUUCCAGAUAUCAAUCAUUGGUGACUAUACACUCUUAUCCAUCAUCAACCACUCCUACCAGGUUGAGAAUCUCUGCUUCCUAAAGUCUUCAAACAGUUGGUCACUCAUUGAUGAGGACGUAUAUGACCAGUAUCUAGUUCCUGUUAAUGACUCUGAAAGGGUACAAGAUACGCAGCUUGAUCUAUCAAAGCCAGACUUUUCUAUCGUAGUCGGGCAUAAGGAUGUGAUGGGAGAUAUUACAGUGCUGAAAUAUACUCCACAUCUGGGAAGGCAUGUUACUGCAGUCGUCUUUGGCGAGUCUACCAUAUGGUAUAGGAAAUACCAUGACGAAUAUUGCAUUUCAUCUGAGCAUAUCACCAAGGGUAACUCUACAUUCAUUAGACUACUCCUCAAGAUGGGCAGCUCUUUUGAACAUCGCUACUUUACAAAGGUGGAAGGUAGAUGGGUUACUCUCAAGGAAGAUGAAUUUAGGAAUAAGCUUGGUAUACAGAGUGUAGAUGUAAAGAUUGAUGCAAAGUCUAGUCUACAGGAUAGUGAGUCAGACCCCAAUGUCUAUACACUGGAUAUUUCUGGAGAUGUAGACAGGGAUAAGAUUACUGCUACAGAGACUACAUACGAGGAUGUCAAGAGUGUUACAUACUCACCCAAGUUUAUUGCUGGAAUUGGUAGGAUAGUAGACUCUGAUGGCAUAGUUUGGAUGGGAGCUUCUGACCAAAAAUGUGUUACUGCCGUUAUAUCCUCAAAGGAAGGAUAUGAUUCACUCAUUAGCCUCUCCAUCAACACUGAUACUGAGGUGCGGUACAAGUACCUGGUUAAGAAGGACAAGGAAUGGUAUCUCAUUAGAAAGACCAAGUAUGAUGAGCUGUUGACUACAAUGUAUAGAUAUUCUCUUGUAACACAUACGGAUACCACUUUUGAUAAUCCUAUAACUCUAGAUAUAUCGACCAAGCCUACUGGAGAUCUUGCCUUCUAUGAGUAUACCUAUAAUGAUGUCAUAUACAAGACCUUCAAACCAAAGGAUGACAGGUCCAUUUUGGAAGUUGUGGAUGGUAAAAGCGUGUUAUGGAAGAGCUCAUCUGGAAAAUGUAUCAAUGCUUGGACCUACUCAACGGAUGUAUCCUCUCUAUGUCGUCUCGACAUUCUUUCCUCUGGUAUCAUUACUCCUCACUGCUUUGAGAAGAAAGGUAAUAUCUGGAUAUCACUGGAUUUUAGACGAUAUACUGAAAAGCUGAAGAAACUUGUAAGAUACAGAUCCACAGAGAUCAGAAUUGACUUUUCUGGAAUCUCUAGAGAUCUUGGCACCGUAGUAGAAUAUUUUGAUGCCGGAGUAUUAACUACCACAGUAAUUCCUAGGUUUAAAGUUACAGGUGUAUAUCAUGAUAACAAAAGGAUAUGGGAGGCUGGAAAUAAUGAAUGUAGUUUUGCACACUUUGCAAGUGAUGGACACAAGCAUUUAUCUUACCUCUUUACACCCACUAGCCCUGGUGAUACAACAUCUGUAUCCUUCAAAUAUGAUAAUAUGUGGAUAAGUACUAAUCCUUAUAAUUUUUACCGUGAUUUUUAUCUGCUUGAUCCUCUUCCAAAAGGAGUAUUUAAUGGUACACUAGUUGAUACAACAUUCGAUCUCAAUAACACCAGUGAACAUGCCUUUAGAAUUUACAACUACAGUGACAAAACAGUCACUAGAUUUGAAUAUCAAACACCUAUGAAUGCUAAUGUUAAAAGGGUUAUAGAUGGAGCACAAAUCACUGUCUGGCAAGGCGGUGAUGAUAGAUGUUUGUCAUGUGAAGUUUACUCAAGAGAAGGUUAUUCUCAGGUACUUGGAAUGGUGAUAAAAAACGAAUAUCGUAUAUUUACCAAGUAUUUCGAGAAUAAUCGUGAUGAAUGGAAUGAGGUCAACUGGGACACAUUUAAAACCAGGCUAGCCUCUAUGAGCAACAAUUCACGUUUACAGUUGCUAAAGGAUAGACUUGUGGAUACGUCUGAAAAUUCUGAUGUCUUCGAUAGAAAGACUUCUUAUACCUCAGAAGAAAUAAAUGUGCUUUAUUUAAACCAGUGGCUACUAAGUCAUGUACCUCACUGGGUGCUGGAUCAAUUCAAGACUCUUUGUCAAAAGAAGAAAUGGUGGUCUUCUAAAUAA
Molecule: messenger RNA, 8790 nt
Organism: Theileria equi strain WA
Lineage: Eukaryota; Apicomplexa; Aconoidasida; Piroplasmida; Theileriidae
Exons: 1
Coding region: 1-8790 (2929 amino acids)
Source: RefSeq, a predicted model, not a curated record